UUCGGUUUCAGUGCAAAAGACGAUUGCUUACAUAGUCGGAUUUUUAUCUGCGACGAUCUGCUGGCCAUAUAUGUUGAAUUAAAGAGUGGAAUAUCUAUAGAAUAGACUCCCAACUAAUAAACACGACGAGCAUGCAGAAGCCACAUCAAGGUUUGUGCUGGAUGUUGCUUCUUCUGGCAUCGCUGAUCGCCACUUUUAUGCUGGCCUUUAGCUACUGGAUGUUUGUGCCGCGCGAGGAGUCAUUUUGGUCUAUGAUAUCCAACAAUUACAGUGGAACUAGAAUAAAGUACUCCAUGCCGCCGUCAGCAGUACCUGAGGAACUUAAACUUCGGCAAAGACCGCCGUUCGUUUACCAGAUAUUACAUUAAAAGAAGCAGUAUAGUGUAGUGUUUAUAUGCUAUGUAUUCUUACGCUAGUUUAACAAUAAAUUAAAUGUACACAGAA
Messenger RNA from Drosophila yakuba, 444 nucleotides. RefSeq lists its product as uncharacterized. The record is from RefSeq and is a predicted model, not a curated record. Lineage: Eukaryota; Metazoa; Arthropoda; Insecta; Diptera; Drosophilidae. The coding region runs from base 132 to 368 and encodes 78 amino acids. The transcript has 2 exons.